AGAAGAGCGACCGACAGUUUGUCCUGCUCUAACUGGAAACAGUGCCGCGUCCCGUCAGUCCAGCGCUAUUAGCAUCGUUAUUAACGACGUUAUUAAAUGAGAUUCACACAGAAGCUGAAGAAUGCGGGACACUGGCCGCAAAGCCGAGCAGAGAAGCCCAACGGUGGUGUGUCUGAAGGAGGUGUGUUUCCAAGCUGUACGGAAACAUUUUGCUGCUCUGGCCACUGAGGCUGUUCUUGAUCUUCCAACGCCUCUCAUAAAGGAUCUUCUUCGCCAUCUGACUGUAUGUCAGCUGGAUGAGCUGCAGCCUGCCCUAAAUCAGAGAGGGAUAUCAACUCUCUCUGGAUGGCUUGGAGUCUUACAGGAUAUGUGUGGACCUAAACAUGUAAUAGAGCAGCACACAGAAGAAGAGGCCAAACACGAAGUCAUGAGAAUGCUUUUUACUCUUGUGUUCUACGGCUUCACAAACCCCUUUGUCAAACGAAACAUCACCAAUUUAAACACCCCAUCAUUCCUGUGGGCGGCAGCUAAAUGUAUCAGACAUUUCUUUCUCAGUACAAGCCUGCAUAAACGCCUUCAGGGCUUAACAGCUGAGGAGCGCCCUCUCCUGAACCUCCUGGAGAAGCGUAUUAGAAGUGUUGGCGUAUCACAGUGCAUUGAUUUAUCCAAGAGGAAGACACAAACUGCAUUGUAUGUCCUCCAUCGCCUGCUAGACCACGGGGUGGCUAAAGAACUCGUCGUACAUGCAAAGUGUCCCAUCGUGCUGGCCUGGCUCCUACAUGGAAGGGGAUCACAGUAUAGAAACCCUGAGCUGAUGAACCUGAUGCACAGCCAAAAGCCAAGCUGCGUUUCACCGGCUGCUUCGGCCAGUGCAGACAGGGCCAGUUGCAGCCCAGGUCUUGAGACCAGGAUGUCAGAAGAUCAGGAUGAUGAAGUCACUCCUUGCAAACGCUCAAAGUUGGAUUCUGUGUCUGUGGAGGAAGAGGAAUCCCGAAAAGCAAACUUAACUGUUGACCCGCAGCUUCUCUGCCAAACCUUCUCUCCGUGUGAUGGUCCCUCAGCAGUUGCUUGUCCAUGGGGACAGAUCGAUUGUCUGGAGAUCAGGCAGUGUGGGUCUGACUCCCUGAGAGUGCUGAACUCUGCCUUGCCCACAUUUUCCUGCCUUCGCUCUCUAACACUGCACAGCAUUUCGACUUUCAGGGACUCAGAUGUGUUGGACCUGGCCAGAGCCCUGAGGCAGCUGUCUGAUAGCUCCUGCAGCUCCCUCACUGAUCUGUGCAUCAGCAUCCUGCCAUACACCAAGCUGGUGGUGAUCCUGCUGGACGCAAGCCCCAACUUGACGUCCCUGCAUGUGACAAUCCAAAAUGUGAUGUGGGAUCCACGCUUCUCACAACAUCGUCCCAGGACUGCUGAGUCAGACAAGUCAGCAGAGCUGCCCCUGGAGAAACUGACAGUCAAAGUAGCUGAGCUCCAAACAGAUCUGCACUUCAUCACAUCUGUGCUGAGACGGUCUCCCCAUCUAACCUCAUUUCACAUAGCCGGCAUAAGAUUACCAACCGGCUCCUCUCAAAGCCGACUCCUCGCCACUCUCUCAGAGUCCAAUCACUUCUUGAGGAGCCUGAACUUAGAGGAUAUGAACCUGUCUGAUUGUCUCCCUGAGAUCCUAAAUCUACUGAGAGACUGCAAGUUGGAAGAGCUGCAGUUUAAUGACUGCCGUCUUCUUGAGAAGUGGAGCAACAAGGAGGAGAGUUUGCAGCAGCUGGUGGCUGCUCUGAAGACAGUGCCUACCCUGCACACACUCAGCCUGGCUCAGAAUCGGCUAGCCAAGAACGUGUGUGUGCUGGCGGAGCUGUUCUCCGGAUGCUCGCCGAGCUCAGUGAGACGACUCAACAUCAGUUCCAACUUCAUUCAGCCUGCUGAGCUGCUGGAGUUCACCAACAGAUUGAGGACACAUCGUCCCCCACACCAACUGACCCUCGACCUCAGGAAAAACCCAGGGGAUCGAGACCCCGAAACAUGGAACACCGCAAUGAGGGGGCUACGUCCAUUCUGUGUUCUGCUGUUUGAAGGAUGGACAUCAACCGGCACAAUGUCAGACCACAUCAGCAACAUGUGAACGCAGCAAGAGGAACGUCUGUCACUGCCUUUGUGUCGUCUGUGUUUGAGGAGGGAAAGUGGCUGGAAACAGUGAGUGAGUGAUCAGUUUGACUUGGGUUCAGCUUCAGUUCAGAUAGUUUCAACGAUUCCAAUCAGUUUUCACUGUUCACACCUGCAGCAUGAGUCACCUCUCCACUGUCCAGUGGAUGCAGCAUCGUUCUGUUAACCAGGGUGAAGUAUUGGUACAGCGAGGCUCCUGGUCUCUCCUGUUCGCUCUGUUGAUCUUUAUAAGCCCAGUUAUCCUUUUUGCAACAUGUCUAAAUGCACAACUUCCACUCUGUGUGACCUUUAGUGCCCCAUGGAAGUAUGUGGGUGCACAGUGUGCUGAGCACACAUAUGGACAGUGCAUGAGUGGAUGACGUUCUUAUAAACAUUUAUUAAAAUUUAGAUUUUUUUAGCAGUUUUCGUAAUUACACUUUCAGUAGAACAUACAUUAUUUUGUUUUGUCACUAGUUGUGUGACACAGUAGUUCUGUGUAUGUUCCGUUUCUUAAACAUCAUGUUUAAUUUGCUCAUUGUGAAUUUGUAUCUGAGUGUGCAGUGACAUGGUUGGAAAGUAAAAGAGCACUGCGUGUUUACAUUUGAAUCAUUUAUUAAACCAACGUCCGUUACACUUCCAGAGUCUUCCCUCGGACAGGACAGAGUGUGAGCGACAGUGGACAUUAAGAUACAACUGAAAAACCUGCAGGAUUGACGUCAAGGUGAAGAGAAGCUUCACAGCUGCUCCCUCACACCUAUUCAGUGUCAUUUUCUUUACAUCAGACGAACAGCAUCGACACCGUCUGCCAAUUCAUCAUUAGUAGGAACCAAGUAGAAAAAACAAUCAGAAAAACAGAUUAAAAAGAGUUUAAUCUUUUUCUUAGUGGUUUUUUAAAGCUAAAUACUGUAACACUUACUUUCUGUAAAUUCACUUUGUUUUCCUUGUAUAUUUUCAU
Molecule: messenger RNA, 3091 nt
Organism: Chelmon rostratus (copperband butterflyfish)
Lineage: Eukaryota; Metazoa; Chordata; Actinopteri; Chaetodontiformes; Chaetodontidae
Gene: lrrc41
Product: leucine rich repeat containing 41
Exons: 10
Coding region: 122-2116 (664 amino acids)
Source: RefSeq, a predicted model, not a curated record